AUGGCGAUAGUCCAACCAGCCAGUUUCUGCCAGAAGAGCAUCUCCGGGGAGACCAUGCCCUCGCUCUCCCACUGCCGACUGUGGCCUCUCUGGAGCACCACAAGGAAGCAGCUCUUCACCCUGUUUCUCAUCAGCAUCAAACUCACCUUCCUGGCUUCUCUCAUGCUCUACUGGCACCUGGUGGGGGAGUCCCAAGGCCAUGCACGGCUCUGGGCCCUGCCUGCGGACCUGCCCUGUCCGAGCCUGGCACCCCUCGCCAAGCCCAUCCCCUCGGGGGGCCCCAUAUUCUUCGUGGAGACGUCAGAGCGCACCAGCCCUGAGUUCCUGUUCAUGUGCUCGGUGGAGUCGGCGGCCAGGACGCAUCCCGAGUCCCCAGUGAUGGUACUGAUGAAGGGGCUGCCGGCGGGGAACGUCUCACGGCCUCGUCAUCUAGGCCUCUCGCUGCUGGGUUGUUUCCCCAACGUGCAACUGAGGCCCCUGGACCUGGCCCGGCUGUUCCAGGGGACGCCCCUGGCAUCCUGGUACAAGGCGGUGCAGCUGACCUGGCAGCCCUACUGGCUGCCUGUCCUGUCAGACGCCUCCCGCCUUGCCCUGCUCUGGAAGUUCGGUGGCAUCUACCUGGACACAGACUUCAUCGUGCUCCGGAACCUGCAAAACCUGAGCAACUCCCUGGGCACCCAGUCACGCUAUGUGCUCAACGGUGCUUUCCUGGCCUUCGAGCAGCACCACGAGUUCCUGGCCCAGUGCAUGCAGGACUUUGUGGCCAACUACAACCGCUGGGUGUGGGGUCACCAGGGCCCCCAGCUGCUCACGCGUGUCUUCAAGAAGUGGUGCGGGGCUCACAGCCUGUGGGGCCAGCGCACCUGCCGCGGUGUAACGGCACUGCCGAGCCAGGCCUUCUACCCCGUGCCCUGGCAGGACUGGCAGCUCUACUUUGAGGACGUGCAGCCUGAGGAGAUGCAGCAGCUGCUGAAUGGCACCUACGCCGCACACAUAUGGAACAAGAAGAGCCAGGGGCACAGGCUGGACGCCACCUCGAGGGCCAUGCUGGCGCAGUUAUAUGCCCGGUAUUGCCCCACCACGCACCAGGUCAUGAAGAUGUACCUGUGA
Messenger RNA from Suncus etruscus (white-toothed pygmy shrew), 1110 nucleotides. RefSeq names its product alpha 1,4-galactosyltransferase (P blood group) (gene A4GALT). Gene Ontology annotation, biological process: protein O-linked glycosylation. The transcript is spliced from 2 exons. Gene Ontology annotation, molecular function: acetylglucosaminyltransferase activity. Bases 1 to 1110 code for a protein of 369 amino acids. The record is from RefSeq and is a predicted model, not a curated record. NCBI's taxonomy places the organism in Eukaryota, Metazoa, Chordata, Mammalia, Eulipotyphla, Soricidae.